Molecule: messenger RNA, 483 nt
Organism: Galeopterus variegatus (Sunda flying lemur)
Lineage: Eukaryota; Metazoa; Chordata; Mammalia; Dermoptera; Cynocephalidae
Gene: DNLZ
Product: DNL-type zinc finger
Exons: 3
Coding region: 1-366 (121 amino acids)
Biological process (GO): protein stabilization; protein folding; protein import into mitochondrial matrix
Cellular component (GO): mitochondrion
Molecular function (GO): protein-folding chaperone binding; zinc ion binding
Source: RefSeq, a predicted model, not a curated record
AUGUGGAGGGGUGGGGGGCGGGGCCGUCCUCAGCAGGGCGUGCUCCGGCCGGCGCAGGUCUGUGGGACUCGGUCGUCCCAGCGCAUCUCGAAGCUGGCCUACCACCAGGGCGUGGUCAUCGUGACCUGUCCCGGCUGCCAGAACCACCACAUCAUCGCCGACAACCUGGGCUGGUUCUCCGACCUGGACGGGAAGAGGAAUAUCGAAGAGAUCCUGGCGGCCAGAGGAGAGAAGGUGCGCCGCAUGGCUGGCGAGGGGGCCCUGGAACUGGUUUUGGAGACUGCAGGGGCCCCCGAAUCUACUGCUGCUCUGGAAGGGGGUGAGGACAAGGAUCCCACCCACCCUGGCAAAACAGAGUUGAGUUGACUCCCGCCUUCGUGGAACUCCUGCCUUCCAGAAAGAUGCUCCAUUGGCUGUGGGCCUCUCUGGACGUGGCCUGUUUUCCAUCAAUAAACAGACAUUGCUCCAGGUGCUGGGCCCACA